Paramuricea clavata is the source of this 1455-nucleotide messenger RNA. The record is from the annotation of a GenBank genome assembly. Lineage: Eukaryota; Metazoa; Cnidaria; Anthozoa; Malacalcyonacea; Plexauridae.
AUGUCGAGUCACCACAAGCGAAAAAAUCUCAUUCACGCGAUUCUACACAUCGCUCUUCGAAGUCUAAAAAGUCUUCAAGCUCAACAGAGCAGUCAGACCAUGCCAUGGCUUCUCCAGCUUCGGGCCAUCUCAUCUACAGUUUCAGAUCUUAAAUCUAACAUGGAGGUGUGUAAUAGAAGAAUUUCCCAGCUCGAAGAUGUCUUUACUAGCGAGAAUAUGACACAUUCUCACUCAGAAAAACAACCAGAGCCUUGCCGGGACGGCGACACGUUUUCGAUUUUGGCGGGAAAUGACAAUCCUGAAAAUUUUGAGGAUUUGGCUAUUGAGCCACCAGAGCAGGCUAUUGAGCCAUCAGUGCAGGCUAUUAAGCCACCAAACUCUGCCGUACAGCUAAACACUAGCGAUGAUAUUUGUGGCGACAGAAUUGAUUCUUCAAAACAACAAUCAGUUGAACUCAGCAACGCUAGCGAAGGUCAGCCAGGUUUAUACGACCCCGAAGCUGUUACGACCUCGUGGUCUCCAUCUCAGGAGUUUAAGGACUUUUUAGAGAAAAAUUUUCGAAGGAAACUAUCCUUUGAUCACAUUUGUGAUAUUUUGGAGGAACAAGCUAUUCCUCAGGUAGAUUCCCUCGUUGCUCCUACUCUAGAUCCACCAAUGUUGUCUCAUGUUUCAUAUCAAAAUAGAAAGUUUGUGCAGGAGCGAGAUAAAGAGUUCGCUGUUGUUCAACGUGCUAUGUUGAACAUCACAGGCCCAUUAUGCACAUUACAUGACCGUUUAGAAAACAACCUUCCUGUUAGCCCCGAGGGGCAUUUCACUCCAAAAAUCGCGUACACUUCGUCAAAAAAUCCGGAAAAAAUCCGAACAAAUCCGGGAAAUCCAGCAGAUUUUCUCUUCAAAAAUCCGCUAAAAAUCCGGGAAAAAUCCGCUAAAAAAUCCGCGGAUGUUUAAAAAUCCGAAAAUCCCGUACGCUUCGUCAAAAAAUCCGGAAAAAAUCCGAACAAAUCCGGAAAAUCCAAACAAAUCCGGAAAAUCCAACACAUUUUCUCUUCAAAAAUCCGCUAAAAAAUCCGGGAAAAAUCCGCGGAUUUUUAAAAAUCCGAAAAUCCCGUACGCUUUUUUGGAGUGAAAUGCCCCUCGGUUAGCCCUACUGAGCUCAAGUUGCUUGUUGAACAAUCCCUUUGUUUAGUUGGUUCGGCUAACUCACAAUUAUCGGUACUCCGCCGCAAGAAGGUACUUGCAUCCAUUAACAAAUCAAAAAUUGAUUUGGCAAACCAGCCAUUGCCAAAUGCUCAACGAUGGCUAUUUGGAGACGAUUUUCCCUCAAUUGCAUCUAAGGAAGCCGAGCUAUCACGGGGUUUGGCAAAAAAUCUGGCUCCUACGGCCCCCAAAAUUUAUAACCAAGACCCGAAACAACCAAGCAGAAGUUUCUCUCAGUCUACUAAAUACAAUACUUAA